Molecule: messenger RNA, 2212 nt
Organism: Temnothorax curvispinosus
Lineage: Eukaryota; Metazoa; Arthropoda; Insecta; Hymenoptera; Formicidae
Gene: Pgant7
Product: N-acetylgalactosaminyltransferase 7
Exons: 11
Coding region: 210-2024 (604 amino acids)
Cellular component (GO): Golgi apparatus
Source: RefSeq, a predicted model, not a curated record
GCAUAUGCAUGGCGACGAGCAUGCGGCAUUCCGUACUCUGCGAAUGCAGCGUGUCUCCAUUCCCAUAUUUUUAGUACGCGGACAGCUGGCGACACGUUGGCUGCUUUUAUGCAAAUGUUAUUAAUAGACAUCACGGUUUUGAUACAAUGAACAUGUAGGUGGGCUGCGAACGUGCGAUAAUUAUUGACGUUCGACACGUUGACGGAUGCAUGCCAUUGAGCCAGCUUUGGGCUAUCCCGGUUCCUUCCUUCCGACGAGAGAUAAAUAAUUUGAGGAAGAUGAGGAUUGUACAGCUUAGAAGAAAUCGCCUGUCCCACAUAUUGAUUGGCAUCAGCCUGCUGCUGCUGGUUUUGUACAUUCUCCUUAAUUUCUCCUCGGACAACCACAUGAACAAUAUAAAGGAAUACUGGGCACAGGGUCUCGGUAAGAAACAGGUACCGGUGCUUGUGGAAGGCCUGGGAAAUUACGAGCCGCGAGAUGUACCGGUUAGAUCUGGCCCUGGAGAAGGUGGUAAACCGCAUAUUUUGAGAGACGAUCAAUUAAACGAUGUCCAGCAAUCGGAAUCCGAUUACGGUAUGAAUAUGGUAUGUUCUGAUGAGAUCUCAUUGUCGAGAGCGAUACCGGAUACCAGACCCGCAGAAUGUAAGCAUUGGAACUAUCCAGAGGAAUUACCACGUACCAGUGUCAUUAUAGUUUUCCACAACGAAGGUUGGUCAGUUUUACUGCGAACCAUCCAAAGCGUCAUAGAUCGCACCCCGUCGAAGAUACUUGAAGAGGUUCUUCUUGUCGAUGAUUUUUCCGAUAAAGAGAAUCUAAAAGGCGAUUUAGACUCCUAUGUCGAACAAUCGGGAGGGAAAGUUAGAUUACUUAGAAACUACGAAAGACAAGGCUUAAUACGAACGCGGUCCCGAGGAGCGCGUGAAGCCAAGGGUGAAGUGAUAGUAUUUUUAGACGCUCAUUGCGAAGUCAAUGUGAAUUGGCUGCCUCCGCUUUUAGCGCCAAUUGCUGAAAAUAGAAACGUAAUGACUGUUCCUGUGAUAGACGGCAUUGAUCAUAAAACUUUUGAAUAUCGUCCUGUGUAUCAAGAAGGACAUUUGUACAGAGGAAUUUUCGAGUGGGGCAUGUUGUAUAAAGAGAACGAAUUGCCCAGGCGGGAAGCCAAGACGCGUGCACAUGACAGUAUGCCAUACAGAUCACCUACGCACGCUGGUGGUUUAUUCGCGAUAAAUCGACAAUACUUUUUAUCAUUGGGUGGAUAUGACGAGGGAUUACUCGUUUGGGGAGGAGAAAAUUUCGAAUUAUCCUUUAAGAUAUGGCAAUGCGGUGGAAGUAUCUUUUGGGUACCGUGCUCACAUGUCGGGCACGUUUACCGAGGAUUUAUGCCUUACACGUUCGGUAAACUUGCUCAAAAGAAGAAAGGACCGUUGAUAACUAUUAAUUAUAAACGAGUUAUAGAAACGUGGUUUGACGAGAAACACAAGAAAUUCUUUUAUACCAGAGAACCUCUGGCUCAACUGCUCGAUCACGGUGAUAUAUCUGAGCAGUUGGCCUUCAAGGAACGCAAGAAAUGCAAGAGCUUCCAGUGGUAUAUGGAUAACGUGGCAUAUGACGUGCUAGAUAAAUUUCCAGAAUUGCCACCGAAUAUUCACUGGGGAGAGCUGCGAAAUGUGGCAACCGGUUCAUGUUUGGACACUAUGGGUCAUGCACCACCAAGUCUCAUGGCUACUUCCCAUUGCCAUGGAUUUGGAAACAAUCAACUUAUUAGGCUGAAUGCGAAGGGUCAAUUAGGUGUCGGUGAGAGAUGCAUUGAAGCAGACGGCCAAGGUGUAAAAUAUGCGUUUUGUCGUCUAGGAACUGCAGAUGGUCCGUGGCAGUAUGACGAAAAAACAAAGACUCUGUUACAUAGAGUACAUAAGAAGUGUGUGGCACUUCAUCCUCAAACUCAGCAAUUAUCUCUGAUGCCGUGUGACAUAAACAAUACUUAUCAACAAUGGAGCUUUCACCAAGUCCAUCCACGGUGGUAAUAUAGAAAAAAAGAGCUAAAACUUUGUUUAACAAAAUUUGUAAAUUAUUCGAGUUUGUGCGCAAAUUCUCGCAGAAAAAACGCAAAAUUUAUUUAGUAACAUGUAAUGCAGGACAGUUUAACAUUUAUUUGUGACCGACUCAUUAUACAUUAGUGAGUGAUAUAAAUAAAUAAUGACUACGAAGUUGA